Messenger RNA from Aspergillus candidus, 2788 nucleotides. RefSeq lists its product as uncharacterized. The coding region runs from base 386 to 2701 and encodes 771 amino acids. Lineage: Eukaryota; Fungi; Ascomycota; Eurotiomycetes; Eurotiales; Aspergillaceae. The transcript is spliced from 5 exons. The record is from RefSeq and is a predicted model, not a curated record.
CCUUGGCUCGUCUGGACGGCCUGAAUGAUGGGUUUCUGUUGCAGCUAAAUAACGACCCUGGACCCCUCCACAUUACACUGGUUCUGGCAUCACCGAUUUUACCUACUUACAAGGCCCCAUGGUCCAAAGAUCCCCAUCCCUUCCCUUCCAUCGAUCCCCGCAGAGCCAACGAGCCUUGAAAUUCAGUCCGUACUGCCCUUUGUUUACAUGCCAUAUCCCUCCCCCCCAGCCAAACUACCCCCGCCGUUUUUCUCUCCUACCAUUCGAUUCGCGUGGGACUUGGGUCUAAUUACCUUGCCCUCAGAUUGCAGUUUCCGGGGAUUGAACCACAAAUCAGAAGUAGUAAAAAGAAGGUUACUCGAUCUCGUUGUACUCGAGGUCAGUCAUGACCGGCAUGGUUCAGACUGACCUAGCUCAUCCCACGGCGCCCAAGUACAAGGACGAGCCAGUUGACGACACGAUCCGACACUCUGGGCACCCUGGCCCACACCAUCUUCAAUUGCAGCAUCCUCGAUCAGCAACCUUACUUCCACACCAGAAGCCUAGUUCUCCACAUCAGUCGACUACGACAAUCCCCCCUAAUCCGUACGGACCGUCACACACAGUAGGCAACGGCGUCUUGCACAGCCAGUCUUCCUACGGACAGGCACCCCAGGACCCUUACUAUACUUCUCACCAGCCGUACACGACGGCCAGUACGCCAUCGCAAUACCCUUCAAGCGGCCCUCCGGAAAUCAUGGCGACCACCACCCAAAUGCCGAGGCCAUAUCCGCCCAUUUACCAUACCCCCCAGUCCAGCUCCCCUGCGUCGGUGGCCUCCCAGACGCAUGAACAACAUAAUCGCAAUAUCUACACGCAAUCCCCUCAGAUGCCAUCCGGCAUGUAUGGAUAUCAGCAUUAUUCAACCGUGAACCCUGUACAGCCCUCGCCGUAUCCGACGCACCCUUCCCCUCAGCAUUCCCUGACCUCGCAGCCAUUGAUGAUAGCCCACUCGACCGGGUCGCAGUUGCAGCAUCAGUCUUCUCAGGCCCCGCCAGGCUCGAUGAGCAGCCCGAAUACGGCCACAGCUCAGCAGCCGACUCCGCCCCAAAGGGCUAUCCUGCAUCCUCCGUUGCCCGCGGCGACGGGCGGACCCCUGUCUGCGGGGAGCGCGCACCAUCCCAGCUCGAAUGUCGGCGCCAGUUCAAGCGCCGCACCCGGUCCCAUCCCGGCCACGACACCCCUUGUCGUCCGGCAGGAUAACAACGGCGUCCAGUGGAUUGCCUUUGAAUACUCCCGCGAUCGGGUCAAGAUGGAAUACACUAUCCGGUGCGACGUUGAGUCCGUCAAUGUGGAUAACCUCAACCAAGAAUUCAAGACGGAAAACUGUGUCUAUCCUCGCGCCUGUUGCAGCAAGGACCAAUACCGGGGAAACCGGUUGGUCUACGAGACCGAGUGUAACGCGGUGGGCUGGGCUCUUGCGGAUCUCAACCCGGCACUGAGGGGAAAGCGUGGCCUGAUCCAACGAGCAGUCGAUAGCUGGAGGAACAGCAACCAAGACCCCCGCCUCCGCAGCAGGCGUGUGAGACGGAUGGCGAAAAUGACCCGACGACAGGGAAUGCCACAAAGCUCGUCCCACAUGGCCAGCGCAUCACCCGUCACCCCGAGUGUACCGGGCGUCAAUCUGACGGCUGCCCCUGGUUCUCGCCCGAGCCUUGGUCCUCUGACCAUGGGACCUCCGCAACUGCAUCAUCACCACGCCCAACCCGAAGGACAUCCGAAUGAGGAAGUAAGCGGUGCCGACUUGACGAAUGGUGCCAAUCGCCCCGCAACAAUGGACAACCACGGGCCGGGACCCUCGCCCACCGACAUCCGCACCGCGCAGGUGUUCCACGGCUACCCCGGAUUCCCGCCCUCGUCAGCAAUGGCCGGAGAGGCACGCGGCCCAUCUAUUCCACCUCUCAUGCGCGAUUCUGGAAUCGGCAGCCUAGGCCGGCAUCCAGCCGUGGCGACCUCGAGCAAAGCCGGCGAGAUGAUGAACAUCGACGAGGAGGGGGACGACGACGAACGCAAUCCCACCGAGGACGCUCUAUUCGGCACCCUUCCGGACGGCAAGCGGCGGAAAUUCAUCCUGGUCGAAGACCCCCAGCGCGGCGGCCGUGUCCGCGUCAAGGUUAUGCUGGACCAGGUCGACAUGAAUGAGAUCCCCGACUCGUACCGCAUGUCCAAUUCGGUCUACCCCCGGUCAUACUUCCCCGUGCAGAUGAAGAACCCGCGUGGCCGCGUUGUUCCGGGAAAACGGUAUCUUAAGGACGACACCAUGACUGACGAUGAUGAGACCGCGACGGUGGGGCGCAUCAUGGCACCUGCCCCGCAGCUUGACGGCGAGGGCGAGAUCGCGGUGCCUCGAUUGACUCGUAGGCGACACCGUCAGGAUGUAAUGCUUAACGACUUGGGUUACCGAAUGAGUUGGAGCCAGAGCCGGGUGUUUGCUGGCCGACCGUUGUUUCUGCAGCGAUCUCUUGAUGCAUACCGGAACAAGAUGCGCAGCACGAUGCUAGGAGCCGGCCAGGAGCCGACCUCCAUCCCGCGCCACUUUGAGACUCGGGCGGGGAAGCGCCGAUUCCUGGAGCACAGGAGACGACCAAUGGCGCCCUCGGGCCGCGGCGGCAUGCAGUCGCUGUCUGCUGCGCAGCGCAGCGCCGAGGAAGUGGAAGCUUGAGGUGGGGGGAGUUGAUCUAUCAUAUCACUUUGGGGAUGAUGCAUCGUUGGCUAGCCCUACGUCGUCAUCCCACCCCACCUUUUCUUU